This is a messenger RNA of Ambispora leptoticha, 1641 nucleotides long. The record is from the annotation of a GenBank genome assembly. NCBI's taxonomy places the organism in Eukaryota, Fungi, Glomeromycota, Glomeromycetes, Archaeosporales, Ambisporaceae.
AUGGGUAUACAAGGCCUUCUUCAAAUUCUCAAACCCAUUAAAACAAAUAUCUCUGUGGAUAAAUAUGCGUGGUUCACUGUGGGUGUUGAUGGGCAUUGCUGGUUACAUAAAGGAGCACAUGCCUGUGCGGUGGAAUUAGCGUUAAAUGAGCCAACCACAAAAUAUAUCGAAUUUUUCAUGCAUCGUGUCCGUAUGCUCAAAUUUUAUAAAGUUACCCCGUUCAUUGUCUUUGAUGGCGGACAUUUACCUGCAAAAGCGAGAACUGAAGCGGAACGUCGGGCACAACGAGAAGAACACCGUCGAAAGGGUUUUGCGUGUUUCGAGAAAGGACUAAAGGACAAAGCACGCGAUCAUUUUGCAAAAGCGAUUGAAGUCACGCCAGAGAUGGUGUUCAAGGUGAUUCAGGCCUUACGGGCAGAAAAUGUCCAAUAUCUAGUUGCGCCUUAUGAAGCAGAUGCACAAUUAGCAUAUCUCGAGCGAAAAGGAUAUAUAUCGGCCGUCAUCACGGAAGAUUCAGACUUGUUGGUGUUCGGCUGCAAGAAUGUUAUAUUUAAAAUGGAUCAAUAUGGUAACGGUGAGGAAAUAAGUCGUGAUAAUUUUGCCGCGUCAUUUGAAUACAGCAUGGCCCAGUUGUCGAAUCGACAUUUUCGACAGAUGGCUAUUCUGUCCGGCUGUGAUUAUCUCCCUUCAAUACACGGAAUAGGCAUCAAGACGGCGUACCAAUACAUUAAGAAAUAUCAUACUGCCGAAAAGGCGAUCAAAAAUUUACGAUUAGUAUCAAAAUAUUAUGUUCCGCUGGAUUACGAAGAAAAUUUUGCUCGCGCUGAAAUGACAUUCUUGCAUCAACGCGUAUUUGAUAUGGAGACGGGUCAGCUAGUCACGUUUACGCCUGUUCCUGAAAAUAUGGAUAUAAAAAAUAUGGACUUUAUUGGAUUAGAAAUCGAUCCUAAUAUUGCGCGAAAAAUUGUAAAAGGUUAUCUGAAUCCAAUCACCAUGCAGCCUCUGAGUAUGGAAAAUCCGAAGCGAGCCAUUCUUGCGCCAAAAACUCUUAAUUCUCAGGAUAUACGAUUUCACUUCAUGAAAAAUGUUGAAUCAAGCAAGAGUUCAAUGCCUAUUAACAAGGAAAUCACGUCAAGACUCUUUGCAGGAAAAGAAAAUAAUACUGAGAUAAAAUCAAAAUAUUUCAGUCAAGACACCUUGAAAGAAAUCGAGGUUAAAACAUCUUUCAAGGAAAUUGAUAUCAGUAAAUCGAUCAUAACUCGAAAAUCUUCAAGUCAAAAAACUUCUGAGAUUGAAUCCAUCAAAACUCGCGAACUUACCAAUGGGAUACCAGAGUCGAGUAAACUGUCCGAGCGAGACUUGAAUUCUGUUUCUAACGCACAAAAUUCCCGAGUGAUCAGCUUGAUUCAACCCAUUAUCAAAGAAAAAGAAACAGUGAUUCUACCAAAAGAAAUCUGUGACACCAAUAAGAGCAAUGACGAUAAGGAAAAUCAAUCACCAUUACAUACAAGAUGCACUCUCAGGAAAAGAAGCUUCUCAAAAGUUGACUAUGAUGAUCGCAUACACAAAAUAGCUCAAGGAUGGCGAAAAAAAUUCGCCAGAACAGAACUACAACCACUUGAAGAGUUCAAAGACAUGUGA